Saccharomycopsis crataegensis is the source of this 4458-nucleotide messenger RNA. RefSeq names its product ATP-binding cassette transporter SNQ2 (gene SNQ2). The record is from RefSeq and is a predicted model, not a curated record. Gene Ontology annotation, biological process: transmembrane transport. Gene Ontology annotation, molecular function: ABC-type transporter activity; ATP binding; ATP hydrolysis activity. Bases 1 to 4458 code for a protein of 1485 amino acids. Gene Ontology annotation, cellular component: membrane. NCBI's taxonomy places the organism in Eukaryota, Fungi, Ascomycota, Saccharomycetes, Ascoideales, Saccharomycopsidaceae. The transcript has 2 exons.
AUGUCCAGUGAAGAAACAAAAAACUCUGCCACGGAUGAUGCUGGUAUCGAUUCAGGCUCCGAUAUCCGUUCUUUCAAUCAAAACCAUGUGUAUGGGGCCGACGAUGCAUCAGACGAAAUAGCAACAAUCUCCAGAAUUGCCUCCCAUGUAGACCAGAAUGACCCAAACAAUGUUCUUCACCGUCUUGAAACCCUUUCCAAACAAUUGUCUAACGUCACCACCAGAAAUACUUUCACUAUCGAUCCUAGCGAUUUCGAUCUUGCCCAAUUGCUUAAAGGCUAUUUGAAAAACGCCGGAAAGGGUAAUGUCAAACUUAGAUCAACUGGAGUGGUGUUGAAGGAUGCUGCCAUCAUCGCCGUUGACCAGUCUGCGACUCUUGCUCCAACUUAUGGGUCAACUGUUAACAUCCCUGGCAAUAUCAUUGCAGGUAUCCGUUCUAGAGGCGAAAAACCAAUUAGAAGAAUCAUCAACAAAGCAAAUGCCGUUGUCAAGGCAGGUGAAAUGUGUCUUGUUCUCGGUAGACCGGGUGCUGGGUGUUCUUCUUUGCUUAAAACCAUUGCUGGGGAAGGCCUUGACCAAUACCAAGGUACUGAAGGUUCUAUUAGUUUCGAUGGAGUUCCUCAAGAGGAAAUGUUGAAACACUACAAGAACGAUAUCAUUUAUAAUCCAGAAUUGGAUGUUCAUUUUCCUCAUUUGACCGUCCAGCAAACUUUGAAAUUUGCUGUUGGCUGUAAAGUGCCAAAGGUCAGAGUAAAUGCAGUAACUGAUAAUGCUAGCGUUAAGCAAUAUGUCGAUUUCAAGACCGAUAUGUUGGCUACCAUCUUUGGUUUGAGACACACUUAUAACACCAAAGUUGGGAACGACUUUGUCCGUGGGGUUUCUGGAGGUGAAAGAAAAAGAGUUUCUAUCGCUGAAGCUUUAGCUGCCGAUGCCAAAGUUUACUGUUGGGAUAAUGCUACCAGAGGUUUGGAUGCUUCUACCGCCUUGGAAUAUGCUUCGGCUAUAAGAGUUCUCACCAAUCUUUUAGAUGCUACUAACUUUGUCACAAUUUAUCAGGCCUCCGAAAAUAUUUAUGAAAAAUUCGAUAAAGUCUUAGUUCUUUAUGAAGGUAGACAAGUUUAUUUUGGUCCAGUUCAUGAAGCUAAGCAAUAUUUCGAAGAUAUGGGCUACGCCUGUCCAAAGCGUCAAGCUACCCCGGAAUUUUUGACAGCAAUUACAGAUCCAAAAGGCAGAUCCGCUAAACCUGGGUAUGAAAACAAAGUUCCAAGAACCGCCAUGGAGUUUGAACAGUACUGGCACAAUUCUCCAGAGUUCAAGAAAUUGAGUGAAGAAAUUGACCAAUAUGAACAGCAAGCCAACGCUGAUCAAACCAAACAACUUUUCAUGGAGUCUUCCAAACUUGAAAAGAAAAAGGCCAAGUCAACCUAUACCGUUAGUUAUGCCCAGCAAUUGAAACUCAAUUUCGUUAGAUCUUAUCAAGUCGCCGUUGGUGAUUUCUCUUACUUGGCUACACAAAUCACCGCUGAUAUAAUUCAGGCAUUGAUUACUGGUUCUCUUUAUUACAAUAUUCCACACUCUACUGCUGGGGCUUUCUCAAGAGGUGGUAUCUUGUUCUUCAGUAUCUUGUAUUAUUCUUUGGCUGGUCUUGCUUCCGUUUCUAAUAGUUUCGGUAAGCGCCCGAUUCUCCUUAAGCAAAAAGGCUACUCAUUCUGUCAUCCAUCAACCGAAUUCUUUUCCUCCUUUGUGGUUGACGCCAUGUUCAAAAUCCUUGGUGUCAUUCCUUUUGUCAUUAUCAACUUCUUCUUGGCCAAGCUUAAACAAACCGCAGGUAACUUCUUUGUCAUCUUCUUGUUUGUGAUUUUGGCUUCUUUUACAAUGAAUGCUUUCUUCCAAAUGAUUGCCUUAGUUUCUCCAGGGCUUCCAGUGGCUAAUUCAAUUUCUGGGCUUAUUGUUCUCGCCUCUGUUGCUUAUUCCUGUUUCAUGAUUCAACUCCCAUCUAUGCACCCUUGGUUUAAAUGGAUCAAUUGGUUGAAUCCUGUCCGUUACGGUUUCGAAUCGAUGAUGGUCAAUGAAUUUCAUCAUGUCAAUAUGACCUGUUCUGCAGUUGUCCCAUCCGGUCCAGGUUAUGAAGGUGCUUCUGUUGCUAACCAAGUCUGUGCUUUUGCCGGCUCUACCCCUGGUUCUGUGUAUGUCAAUGGUGAUAACUACUUGAAGCUCGGGUUUGAUUAUGCUUUCGACCACUUGUGGCGUAACUUUGGUAUCUUGCUUGGGUUUUUGGUAUUUUUCCUUUCUGUUUCUGCAAUCGCUUCUGAGUACAUGAAAACCGAUGUCGCUGGUUAUGAUGUUUUGAUUUUCAAAAAAACUAAGGAAACUCUCAAGAUUAUGGCUGGGAAACGUCAAGCUAUGGCAGAUGAUGAAAAACCUGAAUUACAAGAUGCCUCCUUGUCUAUGGAUGUCGAAAAGCAAGCUGAAGCUACAAGCAAGGUGUUUGACAGUUUAGGUUCCAAGGAUCUCUUUUUGUGGCAACAUGUGGAUUAUGAUGUUACUUUGAAAACCGGUGAAGUUAGAAGAUUAUUGAAUGAUGUUCAAGGUUAUGUUAAGCCAGGUACUCUUACUGCUUUGAUGGGUGAAUCUGGUGCUGGUAAGACCACUUUAUUGAACACUUUAUCCCAAAGAGUUGAUAUGGGGGUUAUCACCGGUGAUAUGUUGGUUAAUGGUAAACCAUUGGGUUCUUCAUUCAAAAGAAAAACUGGUUAUGUGCAGCAACAGGAUGUUCACUUUUCGGAAUUGACUGUCAGAGAGUCACUCAGAUUUGCUGCCAAUCUUAGAAGAAGUAGAAGUAUUCCAAAAGCUGAAAAAUAUGAGUAUGUUGAGCAAAUCAUCAGUAUUUUGAACAUGAACUCUUAUGCUGAUGCUGUCGUUGGUGAACCGGGUUUUGGUUUGAAUGUUGAGCAAAGAAAGAAAUUAUCAAUUGGUGUUGAAUUAGUUGCCAAGCCAUCUUUACUUCUCUUCUUGGAUGAACCAACCUCUGGUUUGGACUCCCAAUCUUCUUGGUCUAUUGUUAAGUUGAUGCGUGACUUGGCCAACGCUGGGCAAGCUAUUUUGUGUACCAUUCAUCAACCUUCCGCCGUUUUGUUUGAAGAGUUUGAUAGAUUGUUAUUGUUGAAAAAGGGAGGUCAUACUGUUUAUUUUGGUGAAAUCGGUGACCACUCCAGAACAAUGUUGGACUACUUUGAAAGAUCUGGAGCCAGAAAGUGUCAAGAUGAUGAAAAUCCUGCUGAGUACAUUCUUGAAGCUAUUGGUGCCGGUGCUACUGCCUCUGUGAAGGAAGACUGGGGAGAUAUCUGGCGCUCUUCUCCAGAGUUUUCGUCCACCACCUCAGAAAUUGCUGAGUUGAUUAAAACAUCUAGUGCCAACCAUACCGAAGAAGAUCCAGAAAUGAAGAAGACUUUCAUUACUCCUUACCAUUAUCAACUUAGAUUGGUGGUUGGCAGAGUUGCUACCCAGUUCUGGAGAGAUCCUACCUACCUUAUGGCGAAAAUGAUGUUGAUGAUGUUUGCCGGUUUAUUCAUUGGGUUCACUUAUUGGGACGCCGGUCAUUCUGUUAUUGGAAUGCAAAAUCUCAUGUUUUCCGUGUUUAUGUCUAUUGUUAUUUCCGCCCCGUUGAUCCAUCAAAUCCAAGCUCGUGCUUUGCAGUCUAGAGAAGUUUAUGAAGUCAGAGAAUCUAAGUCAAACACCUAUCACUGGUCCACCUUGUUGUUGGCACAAUACAUUAAUGAAUUGCCAUACCACUUGAUUUUCUCGACGAUUUUCUUCGUUGCCUUCUAUUUCCCAAUCCACAGAAAUUAUGAUUCGUACACUGUUGGUACCUACUACUUGUUCUACACCAUUAUGUUCCAGUUGUAUUAUGUCUCUUUUGGUUUAUGGAUCGUUUACAUGUCUCCAAAUUUGCCAGCGGCCGCUGUUUUGGUUUCUUUGUUCCUUUCGUUCAUGAUUGCCUUCUGUGGUGUUGUUCAACCACCUACUUUGAUGCCGGGUUUCUGGACGUUCAUGUGGAAGGUUUCUCCAUACACGUACUUUAUCCAAUCUUUCAUGAUCUUAUCACUUCAUAAAUUGAAGAUCAAGUGUAAAAAAUCGGAAUUUUCAAUUGUGGAGCCUCCAAGUGGUCAAACCUGUGCCACUUAUCUUGAUCCUUUUGCUGAGGCCGCCGGUGGUUAUAUCAAUAAUCCUUCAGCAACUUCAAACUGUGAAUAUUGUGCAUACAAAGUAGGUGACCAAUAUUUAAGUCAUAUUGAGGUCAAGAGUUCUUACUUGUGGAGAAACUUUGGUUUCUUAUGGGUUUAUGUUGGGUUCAAUCUUGUUGCCAUGGUUUCCUCUUAUUGGUUCUUCCGUGUCAGAAAAGGAUCACUCAUUAACAUAAAAUCGAUAUUCUCAAAAUUCCAAAAGAAGUCUAAAUGA